AUGUGCCAUUUCUGCUCAUUUCAGCUCACCGGAAUCAACUUGAAUCACAUGCUUUGUCCAGCUGUGUCGGAUCCUUUUGAAGGACCUCACUAUCGUGUGAUCGCCAUGAUUCACCAACCGGCUUUGAUUCUCAUUCUGGGCAAAUGUGUCACCUGUUUCAGCCUAAGGUGGUUUGGUCAACCCAUACCUUGGCAAAAUACACUGGCUACUGACACCACAAUGACUCAGGUGAAACGACCUGAACGAGGCUCCGAUGCAACCAGAUUGUUAGACUCAUGGUUAGAUGCCAAUUCUGACCAGGAGCCGAUGCCCAUCGGUGCAGCUUCAUGGUGUUGGUCAGAUUUGUUUCGAUAUCAAACGUAUUGGUUUGAUUGGCGUGUCAUGACUUACUGGACAGCAUCAAGAGAUGCAUCGAUGGUUGGCCAUUCGAGUGUGUCCCCGGAGAACAAUAACAACGGCAAGUCAUUGUGA
Echinostoma caproni is the source of this 471-nucleotide messenger RNA. Lineage: Eukaryota; Metazoa; Platyhelminthes; Trematoda; Plagiorchiida; Echinostomatidae. The record is from the annotation of a GenBank genome assembly.